GGGGUUCGCAGGGGCUUAUUUUCGGCUCUGAAGAGGUCCCCGCCCAACCUUCAAAAUUUUGUCCAAAAGCAGACAGGAGGAUCGCCCCGCGCUGAGCCGGCUGGUGGGCAGCAGGAGGCGCCUGAUCGCCGCCGGGGCGCUGGGGGUGGUGAUGGUGCUGCUGCUGGUCAUCCUCAUCCCGGUGCUGGUGAGCUCGGCCGGCACGUCGGCGCACUACGAGAUGCUGGGCACCUGCCGCAUGGUCUGCGACCCCUACGGGGGCACCAAGGCACCCAGCACAGCCGCCACGCCCGACCGCGGCCUCAUGCAGUCCCUGCCCACCUUCAUCCAGGGCCCCAAAGGCGAGGCCGGCAGGCCCGGGAAAGCGGGCCCGCGUGGCCCCCCGGGUGAGCCUGGGCCACCGGGCCCCGUGGGCCCGCCGGGCGAGAAGGGCGAGCCUGGCCGCCAAGGCCUGCCGGGUCCGCCCGGGGCGCCCGGCCUGAACGCGGCCGGGGCCAUCAGCGCGGCCACCUACAGCACGGUGCCCAAGAUCGCCUUCUACGCUGGCCUCAAGCGGCAGCAUGAAGGCUACGAGGUGCUCAAGUUCGACGACGUGGUCACCAACCUCGGUAACCACUACGAUCCCACCACGGGCAAGUUCACCUGCUCUAUCCCGGGCAUCUACUUCUUCACCUACCACGUCCUGAUGCGCGGUGGGGACGGCACCAGCAUGUGGGCUGAUCUCUGCAAGAACAACCAGGUGCGUGCUAGUGCGAUCGCCCAGGAUGCGGACCAGAAUUACGACUAUGCCAGUAACAGUGUGGUCCUUCAUUUGGAGCCAGGAGAUGAAGUCUACAUCAAAUUAGAUGGUGGAAAAGCCCACGGAGGAAACAACAACAAAUACAGCACAUUUUCUGGAUUUAUCAUUUACGCUGACUGAUAAUGUAGAAACUGAGCUUACUGUUCUGAGUCUGGACACUGGAUUCGUACGGCUAACAUCAUUGAAUCAAGGAUCCCAGGGGAAUGCCAGUUGCGGGGCCCCUCCGAUGUGUAUAUGUGGGGGAUUCAAAUGCUACCUGACUCACAUCUGUAGUCUCAGAAACAUUAUGUAAAAAAAAUAUUAAAAGCAAGAUAAGCAGAUGUGUGAUCCACUACCGCCAAAGCAAAUACUCCUUAUUGUUAGUGUCCAUGUGAAUGAAGUCCUAUAUAGAUAACAAAUUUUUAUAGAAAAAUCUAAGACACGAAUUAUUUCUUCAAUCUCUAUGAUACUUUGGUGUGCCGUGACCCUGCUGCUCUUACCCAUGUCAGCUUUGGUUCUUGUGAGUGUACCUGCUUAUUAUGAUACUCGGAGUCCAUUCAUAGUGUGGGGAGGAAUGAUUUUACCCUGCAGGAGAAGGUCUAAUUGAAACAAUGCUGCUUGUCCCCAAAGAAAUUGUUUGCCUUGUACUCUUGUGAACUUUAGAGCUAGACCUGGGAAUGAUUCAACUUCAAGCCUUAACCUGGAAUUUUCUGGAUUUGAGCGAAUUCCCAAGCCUAUGGUCAUUUUCCCAUUUCUUUUCUUAUGAAUUUUCUUUUCUCUUUUCUGGUGAUAGUCUUUAAAAAUAGAGGUUGAAAUUGUAUCAUAGGUUUACCCUCUAAGUGUGAAAAUGUGUACUAUGUAUGGUAUUAGAAAAUCCCUUAAGUGUCCAUUUUGUCAAUAGAAUGUGUUUAGAUUUACUUGGAAAGUCAGAGAAAUGUAUUCUUUGGUGUUAAAACAGACUGAGGCUUUUGCCUUCUUUGGAACAAAAGAUUAUUCAUAACCCAACACAUAAAGCUUUAAUUUGAGCUACUGCAUGCAUCACCAAGGGGACGCAAAGUAAGGCCUUCCAAUAGUUAAUGUAAGUCGUGGCCUGAGGUUAUUUCAAAAUGAACAAUUUCACAUAUAACCAGUAUGACAACAAAGUGUAUAUAUUUUAUAGAAAUACCUGCCACAUAUGUGUGUGUGUGUACACACACACACACACACACACACAU
Messenger RNA from Pteronotus mesoamericanus, 1992 nucleotides. It is a transcript of the gene C1QL3, whose product is annotated as complement C1q like 3. Bases 152 to 919 code for a protein of 255 amino acids. Lineage: Eukaryota; Metazoa; Chordata; Mammalia; Chiroptera; Mormoopidae. The transcript is spliced from 2 exons. The record is from RefSeq and is a predicted model, not a curated record. Gene Ontology annotation, molecular function: protein binding.